CUGUGCUGAGACCCGGGGCUUCCAUUUCGAUCUAGCGGGGCUGCGGCCAUUGUUUGUAUAGACGGUCAAUUUUGGCCGGUCCCAUCCCCCUCAGAGGCUCCAUAAGUGACGCGGACUCUCGGGAGCACCAAGCCAGAAGCGGACAAGGGCGGGGAGAGCUGUGGCUGAAGAAAGAGUGGCAGAAAAGGGAGGGUGAGGGGCCGAGAAGCGGCUCUGGCUUAGAAAUCCCGAAGACACCAGUGUAGGGACCUGUGAUCACCAAGGCAGAACCGGGGUAGCAAAGGCUCAUGCCCCCAUUUUACAGCUCAGACUCCUCAAAACUCCACCCUUCCCCAAAAGAGGAACAUGAAAGAGGAAGGAUUGUUCACUACUUUCCUCAUAGUCUGAUCCCAGGUCUCUUCUUGGAAAACCUGAUCUUUGACCAGAUGGCAGUAACAUUUGAAGAUGUGACUGUUAUUUUUACUUGGGAGGAAUGGAAAUUCCUGGAUUCUUCUCAAAAAAAGCUCUAUAGAGAGGUCAUGUGGGAGAACUACACAAAUGUCAUGUCAGUAGGAAACUGGAAAGAGAGCUACAAACCCCAAGAAGAAAGAUUCAGAUACUUAAAACAUGAAAAUCUUCCCUGCUGGCAAGGCUGGAGGAAUGCCAGCACUCAGAUAUAUGAGAAUAGAAACUAUGUGGAAACCGUCCAAGGAAUAGAUUUGAAAGACCUAAAGCAACAAGAUCUUUCCCACCAUCAGGAAUGGUUAAUACUCUCCACCCAAGUACCAUGGAAUGGGAACUGUGAAUUAACUUUUAAAGGCAAAAGUUCCAGGAACUUAAAAUAUACAAAGUUUAUACCUUGGCAGUCCUUAGAAACAAAACAUACCCAUGAAGACUAUGCUAGAGAAAUCUAUGUGAAUGAUUUACAUGGUUUUCAAGGAAGCAGAUGGCAUCUUGGCAUAUCUAGGAAAAAUCUCUCUGUGGAAAAAGAACAAAAACUCAUAGUUAAGCAUUCUUAUGUCCCAACAGUAGAAGCCCUUCCAGAGUACACUGAGGAACUAUGUCAACAUGACCUACUGAAAAACUCUGUGGAAGAGGAAAACUGUGGAUGUAAUAAAUGUAAAGAAAUUUAUUAUUGGAACUCACAGUGUGUUCUCCACAAGAGAAAUCAAUGUGGAGAAAAGUUCUUUCAAUGCUCUAUCAGCACAGCAUGCUUCUCUCAAAGAUCAGACCUAUACAGACAUCCAAGAAUUCACAUAGGUAAGAAGCUGUAUGGAUGUGAUGAAGUUGACAGUAACUUCAGGCAAAGCUUAGGUAUCCACUUUCAUCAGAGGGCCUACACAGGGGAGGUCUCUUACAUAUGCCACGUGUGUGGUAAGAGCUUCAGUCAGAUCUCUAGUCUUCACAGUCAUCAAAGAGUCCACACAGAAGAGAAACUUUAUAAACUUGAGUGUAAUAAGGACCUCAGUAGAAAUUCAUUACUUCAGAUUCACCAGAGACUUCACCUAGGAGAGAAGCCUUUUAAGUGCGAUCAGUGUGGUAAGAGUUUUAGUCGGAGUUCAGUACUUCAUGUUCAUCAGAGAGUCCACACAGGAGAGAAACCAUAUAAGUGUGAUGAGUGUGGCAAGGGCUUCAGUCAGAGCUCAAAUCUUCGGAUUCAUCAGUUAGUCCACACGGGAGAGAAGUCCUAUAAAUGUGAUAACUGUGGUAAGGGCUUUACCCAGCGCUCAAAUCUCCAAAUUCACCAGAGAGUACAUACAGGAGAGAAGCCUUAUAAAUGUGACAACUGUGGCAAGGACUUUAGUCAUAGCUCUGAUCUUCGUAUUCAUCAGAGGGUCCAUACUGGGGAGAAACCCUAUACUUGUCAUGAAUGUGGGAAGGGCUUCAGCAAGAGUUCAAAGCUUCAUACUCAUCAAAGAGUACAUACUGGAGAGAAACCCUAUAAAUGUGAACAGUGUGGUAAGGGAUUCAGUCAGCGUUCCCACCUUCUCAUUCACCAGCGAGUCCACACAGGAGAAAAACCCUAUAAAUGUGAUGAUUGUGGAAAGGGCUUUAGUCACAGCUCUAAUCUUCACAUUCAUCAGAGAGUCCACACAGGAGAGAAGCCUUAUCAAUGCACUAAGUGCGGCAAGGGUUUCAGUCAUAGCUCAGCUCUUCGAAUUCAUCAAAGAGUCCACAUAGGAGAGAAACCUCAUAAAUGCCAUGAGUAUUAUAAGGGAUUUGAUAAAAAUUCUCAUCUUCACAAUAAUAACACAUGAGAAACCUUAUAAUUACAUUUACUUAGUUAACAACUUUAAUCAAAGCUUAACAUUCAGCCCAAUAAAUGCUGCGGGGAAGAAAAGUCUAUAAAUAAACCCAAAUAAUCCCAAGCAACAUUUCUAGUUUCCCCCAACUCCCACUAAGAAUCAUUUGGUUCAAGAAGAAAUCCUUAGGAGGAUGCCUAUAUAUUUAAAAUGAAAGUAUAUUUACUUUUUCUAUUAUAUCAUACAUAUCCAUUAUAAAAUAUAUGAAAGAUUCAAGAAGAAAA
Molecule: messenger RNA, 2506 nt
Organism: Neogale vison (American mink)
Lineage: Eukaryota; Metazoa; Chordata; Mammalia; Carnivora; Mustelidae
Gene: ZNF214
Product: zinc finger protein 214
Exons: 5
Coding region: 288-2237 (649 amino acids)
Biological process (GO): regulation of DNA-templated transcription
Source: RefSeq, a predicted model, not a curated record